AGGAGGACAAGGACAUGUUCGACGAUCUGGAUGAUGUCGGCCUAAUGGCCCAACUACAAGGAACGCUCAAGGAGGAGGAAUUGGCAGCUCCCGAAGACGAGAGCGCAGAGGAGGCUGACGCGGAGGAAGCCAAGGAGUCCGAGUCCCAUGGCGAGGUCUGUGCCAACGUGGCCAAGGGAAUUUGUCUGAACAAGGAGGCUCCACGCUGCAAGACGCCCUUCAGCGCCUCGGACCGUGGCGGUGUCUUCGCGGGCGUCUUCUGUCACUCCUGCAGCGAAAUCCUGGAAUGUGGCUGGGGAGAGGAUCGAAAAAAAGUCGAUCUUUGAAAACAAAAAGCAAA
This is a messenger RNA of Cladocopium goreaui, 340 nucleotides long. NCBI's taxonomy places the organism in Eukaryota, Dinophyceae, Suessiales, Symbiodiniaceae. The record is from the annotation of a GenBank genome assembly.